Molecule: messenger RNA, 1029 nt
Organism: Puccinia graminis f. sp. tritici CRL 75-36-700-3
Lineage: Eukaryota; Fungi; Basidiomycota; Pucciniomycetes; Pucciniales; Pucciniaceae
Exons: 3
Coding region: 1-1029 (342 amino acids)
Source: RefSeq, a predicted model, not a curated record
AUGUCGUCGAAUACGACUACCCGUUCAAAGGGAGCGAACAAGAACUCCGCGCUAGAUCCACAGCCUAGAAUCAAGGUGUCCACCCCUACAGAGGCAGAGACGUCUGAACCAGCGGUCAACCCUACUUUAUUAGAAGGCUCACAAGAUAGUGGAGGAGACGAGUCCUUAGACCUCAUUAGUAAAAAUCCCGAAUUAUCAGCAGAAGCAUUAAAAACAAUCGCGGACAAAACUUCCAUUCCACCCAAGAAAGAGCUCCCGUCUGAUAAAGAAAGGGACCAUAUUUGGUCUAAGAUCAAAUUAGCUCAAGGCGAGGGAGACAAAAUCUUAGCAAAUGCUUUAUUGGUAGCGUAUGAAGCGAUGAACACCUCCGGACCUAGGCCUGUCAUGACCACAAGAUCGGCAUCAGCAAGACCCGUUCUGUGCAUCUCCGAUCAUCAAUCCUUAGCAACGACCGCGACGGUAACGGAAACUGAAGAAAACGUGGUUUAUGCAGUAGGAGCCGUCACGAGUCAUCAAGAUAUCGGUUUCACCCCUUACUUUGACAAAAAUAUUCGUAAAUUGAGGGUGCCGAUUCCAUUAACCAUCUUUGACAGAGAAUGGCAAAAGAAAGCCCUCACAGCCCACAUGUUGUUGAAACCGUCAAAAUCCUCAGAAGACAAAGCUUAUAGAGGCUUAGCGUAUCACGACGAGUGGAUGCAAACUCACUCUACCUGGACGAAUAACCAUCGAUCCUUCUUUAUCACUUUAAGAGAUGUGUACAACAAGAGCAUUUUCGCCAACAAACUUCUGAUCCACAAAGCGAAUUGCGAUGAGAUAGCGGACGUCUACGGGUUCAUGACAGCUUUCAGAUACAAUAUGCAAAUCAGAAUGAACGCAUUCGCACACAGGUUACCUUCGAAGGACGGCGCAGCAGUCCCAGACAUUACGGUGAAGCAAGACGUAGUCGUAGAACAAUGUUAUAGCAUAGUGAGAUCUCACGGGGAAACCAGUUGGAAAGAUAAUCAUUACGCACCAGGUGGUUCGCUGUAA